AUGACUUCUGUGACUCUGGGUUCGUGGGUUCGGAUGACUUCGGUCGUCGACAAAGAAACAAGAUCCAGAUCCAGACCCAUCUCGAAAUUCUUAUCUCCAGGCGUUCAAAGCCUUCAAAUUCCUUCAAUUCAUCAAAAACAGAGAAAACCCAUGUCUUCAAUUUGUGCAGUUCUCACAAAAGAAGAGACUCUUCAAGAAGAUCAACAAAAACCCACUUUUGACUUCAAGUCUUACAUGGUACAAAGAGCCAAUUCCGUUAACAAAGCAUUAGAUGCUGCUGUUUCUCUUAAAGAACCGGCUAAAAUCCAUGAGUCGAUGCGAUACUCUCUUUUGGCUGGUGGCAAGAGGGUUAGGCCAGUGCUUUGUCUUGCUGCUUGUGACCUUGUUGGUGGGUCUGAAUCCAUGGCUAUGCCUGCUGCUUGUGCUGUAGAAAUGAUCCACACUAUGUCGUUAAUGCAUGAUGAUCUUCCUUGUAUGGAUAAUGAUGAUCUUCGCCGCGGAAAACCCACCAAUCAUAUUAUUUUUGGCGAGGAUGUUGCUGUUUUGGCAGGGGAUGCUUUACUGGCAUUUGCCUUUGAACAUAUUGCAGUUUCUACACUCAAUGUUUCGCCUCUUAGAAUUGUUCGUGCAGUUGGCGAAUUGGCGAAAGCUAUUGGUGCUGAAGGACUUGUUGCUGGACAAGUUGUUGAUAUUUGUUCUGAAGGGUUAUCUGAAGUAGGGUUAGAACAGCUUGAAUUUAUUCAUGUUCAUAAGACUGCUAAGUUAUUGGAAGGUGCGGUUGUUUUAGGGGCUAUAUUAGGUGGAGGUACCAAUGAGGAAGUUGAGAAAUUGAGGAAAUAUGCAAGGAGUAUUGGAUUGUUGUUUCAAGUAGUGGAUGAUAUUCUUGAUGUUACCAAAUCUUCACAAGAAUUGGGGAAAACUGCAGGGAAAGAUUUGGUUGCGGACAAGGUUACUUAUCCUAAGUUAAUGGGGAUUGAGAAAUCUAGAGAGUUUGCUGAGAAGUUGCUUAAUGAAGCUAAGGACUUGCUUGCUGGAUUUGAUCAAGAGAAGGCGGCUCCGUUGAUUGCUUUGGCUAAUUACAUUGCUCACAGGCAAAACUAA
Messenger RNA from Dovyalis caffra, 1101 nucleotides. NCBI's taxonomy places the organism in Eukaryota, Viridiplantae, Streptophyta, Magnoliopsida, Malpighiales, Salicaceae. The record is from the annotation of a GenBank genome assembly.